Protopolystoma xenopodis is the source of this 366-nucleotide messenger RNA. The record is from the annotation of a GenBank genome assembly. Lineage: Eukaryota; Metazoa; Platyhelminthes; Monogenea; Polystomatidea; Polystomatidae.
AUGGGAACUGUAGAUGCUGGACUUUACCCAUGUGCGGUAGACAUGCGCCCUGUCCAGAUAUUCGGUUUGUCACUGACGGGUAUGGUGCGACGCGAGACAAUCUGCCUGACCGUUGGCUUUUCUUCUUCUCUAGCCCCCCCUUUGCAAAUAGCCAAACUGAUGAAAUGUCCGCUCGACUACAAUGAGCCUAAAAGUCACCACGACAAUAUAAUGGAAUGGCAAGUAAAGCAGCGGGCCGCUUACCUGGCCCGAAGUUCCAACGAGUCCAUGCUGCCUGAUGGUGCUCAGCUUCAGGGAAUCUCAGAGCCUCUAUCAGUCAGAAGCCCUGAAUUUUAUUGGUUCUAUAAUCAGGUAAUGCGAUAUUAG